This is a messenger RNA of Anopheles maculipalpis, 873 nucleotides long. Its product is annotated as proteasome subunit alpha type-4-like. Lineage: Eukaryota; Metazoa; Arthropoda; Insecta; Diptera; Culicidae. Gene Ontology annotation, biological process: ubiquitin-dependent protein catabolic process. The record is from RefSeq and is a predicted model, not a curated record. Gene Ontology annotation, cellular component: nucleus; proteasome core complex; cytosol.
AUGAUUCCAGAACUACUUUUCUCGCCGGAAGGUCGAUUGUACCAGGUCGAGUAUGCUAUGGAAGCCAUUUCACAUGCGGGUACCUCACUUGGCAUCUUGGCUAAGGAUGGAAUACUGUUGGCAGCCGAGCGUCGCAACACAAACAAACUGUUGGACAACGUUAUCUUCUCGGAGAAGAUCUACAAAUUGAACGAUGAUAUGGUGUGUUCGGUGGCCGGCAUUACGUCCGAUGCGAAUGUCCUUACCAAUCUGCUGCGAGUUAUCGCCCAGCGGUACCAACUGAACUAUGGGGAAGCUAUGCCCUGUGAACAGCUUGUGUCGCACUUGUGUGAUGUGAAGCAGGCGUACACCCAGUACGGUGGCAAGCGGCCUUUCGGUGUGUCCAUCCUCUAUAUGGGAUGGGAUAAACACUACGGAUACCAGCUGUACCAGUCGGACCCUAGCGGAAACUAUGGUGGAUGGAAAGCCACCUGCAUUGGAAACAAUUCGGCGGCCGCUGUUUCUGCGCUUAAGCAGGAACUGAGUGAUAGUGACAUCAGUUUAGUGCAGGCACAGGAUUUGGCCGUAAAAGUACUGUCCAAGACGCUGGACAUGACCAAGCUUACGUCGGAGAAGAUUGAAAUGGCUGUUCUUACCCGUGAAAAUAACAAAACGGUCAUAAAAAUUCUGUCCAGCACUGAGGUUGAUGGAUUAAUUGCAAAAUACGAGAAGGCAGAAGCUGAAGCGGAAGCUGCCAAGAAGGAGAAGCUGGGUCAAAAAUCAUAAUUCGCAUGUAAGUGUUCUGUUCAGGAAGAGAUGGCAACAGAUGAGGGGAAGGAAGCAUUAAAAUAAUAAAAAAAAGCACCGAAGAGUGCUAUCUUUCACGAUUCUUAA